AAUUUCGCACAAGUGAAAAAUAUUUGCAAGCACUCUCCAACGGAAAGACAAAGGUCGGCGUCACCUUGAUCCAACCGUGUCGAAUAUUGAGCGAAUUGUUUUCCAUUUAAAUAUUGUGCUAUUGCGUGACAAGUCCAUGUCACUUUGUCCGAGAAAGUAAAACGGGUAUAUAAGCACUUACUUUCUCCUCCUUUCCUCAUGCACACGAGGCGUUUAUGUGCUCACUCCACUCCUGGUUACAAGCUUUUGAGCACCACUAAGCGACACUCAAAUCGAGGUCGACGCUAAACAAGCAGUUUAAUAAUAAUAAUAAUGGCGACAAUUUGUGCAGCAUUAAACUAAUUGGGUAGCAGUGCUUCAAUAAUUGGGGAGAAAUCUGGUUUGUGCACAUCUCUCUUUCUGCGAUGGAUCAAAAUCAACCUGGUCCUUCUACGUCGUCCCCUUCCACAUCGUUGGGCUCCACGACGACGACCAAAAUUCACGAUCUGGACUCUCACCUGAGAACAAUUAUCCUUGGACUGGAAAAUGCAUCCGGAAAUGGGGAAAAGGUCCCUUGGACGCUGCCCGACAAGACCAAGGCGGCAUUGGUGGCCAAGGCGAAACUUCACUUGGAUAACGCCAUACCCAUUAAGCCGAGGAAGGAAACGGUUCCUGUCAAAGAAUGCUGGACCCCAGAAACGACUCGGACUACAACCACUCCGGAGGAAAGCAACAGUGCAACAAAACGGAGGAACGGUCCCACUUUCUCCGCCCUGCAGCGCGGAAUCGCUCUCCGAGCGCCCCACUCCACGAUCAGCAUGCUCACCUGGCCCCAACGCCACGUGCCCUGGUGGAGUGCUGGGUCUGGUGGGGGCAAGGGGGACGACGGCAGCGAGGGAGACGCCGCCUCCAUCAUGAGCAAGGACAACGGGAAGGAGGAUCCUGACGAAGUGGGGACAAAUUCGGGGAAGGGCUCCUCCAAGGCAAGUUGCCUGCCGACUAAGAAGACGCUCCUCAUAUUUUUCAUGGGGAUGAUCACUGGAAGCUUUUUGGUCCUCUUCUCCUUGAGCCUUACGGAUAUAGAGCUGGAUUUGGAUGAUGCUGCAUGUGCUGGGUGUGUCGGACCCGUGGCGAAUGGGCUGGUGGGAAAGGAAGCCAUGAAUGAUACGAGGGGAAGAUCUCCCAGAAAUAUCGUGCCCAGACAGGAUGGCAAGAGAAAAAAUGCAACGACGGAAGGACAAGGGAAGGAAAGUAAUAAUCACGUGAGUACGAAGGACAAGGUUGGAAGUGGUAAGAGCAGUCCACCAUCCGCUACUACGGCCACUUUGGUGACCACCACUAAGCGACCUGCUUCUGGAAUCACUACGACUCGAUUUCAGGAAUCUCACACUGUUGCAAUGACCCCAACAACAACAUCACCGCUUGCUGCUUCAAUCACGGGAAGAGUGGACGACGGUAAGACGACUACAACGAAUAGACCUGUUGGGGGUGAGGACAAAAUUGCUUUGCCAUCUCCUGGGGGAGAAGGAAAUUCGUCCCCUUUCACUGCUCCAACCACAGCUCCCUCGAUGACCACGUCAACGCAAAUGGAUAAAGAUGUGUUGCCGCUUGUGAGCCCGGAUCCUCAAGUCACCACAGUUUCGUCCACAACGGAAUCUACGACACAAGUACCCACGACCAUAGAUGCUGUAUCUCACAUGUUUAGGCAAACUAUUGGAAUGGACUUGUCAACUGAUAAUGGGCAACAAAUAACAGAGUCGACGGCCACUCUCCAAACCGAAACGUCGUCUCCGAUGGUGUAUGAAGUAACAACUCGUGAAGAACAUGAUGUUGUCGCAAUUACGACAAUGGUAACAACACCUUCGUCGGAAAUAUCGGGAUUGGAUGUCACACUGACAACUGUGACGGCACAGACACAGUCAUCAGACUCACCAGCACAAUCAGAACUGAAAGCAACGUCGUUUGAGGCAAGCAUUCCUACAACACAACCCUCUACGACGGGCUCUGCGACAUCUGUCACGACAACGGAAUUGAAAGCGACAUCGUCAUCACCAUCUGAAUCUUCUGCUAUUUCACUGACUACUGAAUCCGGGUUUACGACCAGGGUGUCUGACAUUGACAUAUCUUCGGCAUCUCCACUCUCAUUUAUCACGGCUACGGCAGCAUCUCUACUACCAUCAUCAACCACACCCACUCAUUCCUCAUCCCCGUCAUCCUCUCCCCCUACAACCCAUGCCCAAAAUGCAGACACAAGUUCUCCCCCUUUCAGCACAGCAUUAAGUUCCUCAUCCACUUCGUCACCCUUAUCAUCACCCUCAAUUAAACUAACCACACGUCCAGAAGAAGUAACAUCACCACCUCGUACUUCUCCGAUCGAGCAACCCGUGACCACUGGACCAGCCGCAUCACCACCUGCAUCACCAUCGCAAACUCCGACCUUUAUUUCUGUUCAAACCACCCCACAUCGGGAAGAUUCAGGCAUUGUCGUCACCAGCGUUUCUCCCGUCUAUCAAGAUGGGCCCUUCCCAUCAUCUCCAGCGCCACCAACGAUUCAGGCGCGACAUGAUGAUGCUUACCUGCAAGCGACCAAAACGACCCCGGAGUCAUCAUCACCGAGAACUCUUGUGUCACAGGAUCACUUGACUGUGGGCAGGACUCAAUCAAUGUGGACUACAAAUGCGGCUGUAACACAACAAACCACCACAACUGAGGACUUUUUGGAACAACGCCACACAACAGGACUGGACACGACGUUGUCACCAACAAGUUCUGAUAUGACAACACCUUUGUCAGAGGCUAGAAGUAUGGACGACGACGAAACACCGGCAGAAGGACAACAACCCGAAGCUCAAUCUGAGCAAGAACAGACACAGCAAGUCGUUAGCACGCCGAGGAAGCGGAAAAAAGGGUGGUGGGUUAGGUUCGUGGAAGCCGUGAAGAAGUAUGUGGUCAAAGUUUUUGAGUAAAAUUAUGCCCGCACGUGUAUGCAACAAGUCACGGCAAUCUUGACCAAAUUAAGGGUUUAAGAUGAAUUAGGACAAAUGUGCUAUAAAUUAUUCUGUGAUUUCAAGCAAAUUGGCGUGUAAAAGCUAUCUUCAUUUCACACAUGAGCUAUUAUCUGAGCUUUGAUGAAACCGUAUUUCAACAAUGAUGUAAAUACAAUCAAGUAGUUGCAAAUAAAUAUAGAACGCCUAAUAAUUAACUCCUGGAAUCGAAAAACAAAUUACGAAUCUGUGCACGCUUAUAUAAAACUAACAAGUAGAUUAUACACAUGAGAAUAAAAUUCAGUUAUAAUACUUAUGGGUAAUAAUAAAAAGUUGUCUUGAAGACAUUGAA
Molecule: messenger RNA, 3315 nt
Organism: Folsomia candida
Lineage: Eukaryota; Metazoa; Arthropoda; Collembola; Entomobryomorpha; Isotomidae
Product: mucin-5AC
Exons: 4
Coding region: 405-2945 (846 amino acids)
Source: RefSeq, a predicted model, not a curated record